Messenger RNA from Aspergillus aculeatinus CBS 121060, 1210 nucleotides. RefSeq names its product class I SAM-dependent methyltransferase. The record is from RefSeq and is a predicted model, not a curated record. The transcript is spliced from 2 exons. Lineage: Eukaryota; Fungi; Ascomycota; Eurotiomycetes; Eurotiales; Aspergillaceae. Gene Ontology annotation, molecular function: methyltransferase activity. Bases 218 to 1027 code for a protein of 269 amino acids.
AUUUCUCAUAAGUUGUACCGGUGUUGACUGACUAUGGCAGCGAGACACAGUCGUUAACAGCAAGCGUGACGGACUAUCCCAUGGAACAUGGAAGACGAUACCACAAAUAUCAUGAAGGCUGUACGUCUGCAGAGGAUCGACCAUGUGGACAAGGACCCCAUCUAACAACAUUCCUCCAGCAUACUUGUACCCGAACGAUGAACAGGAACUGGAUCGAAUGGAUAUGCAACACCACAUGCUCAGACUAGUCAACCACGGGCGCUUGUACUUCGCACCUGUCCAACGCCCAAAACGGAUCCUCGACAUUGGUACUGGUUCUGGUAUAUGGGCUAUCGAGAUUGCAUCCGACUUCCCAGAAGCCGAGAUCACAGGAACCGACCUGUCUCCUGUUCAGCCGCUUGAAGUCCCCGAGAAUGUCCACUUUCUCGUCGACGACGCCACGGAGGAGGACUGGCUGUGGGACCCGGAUCACUUCGACUUCAUCCACACGGGACAUCUGAUAGGAUCUCUACCGUCGUACAAGGACCUGCUGAAGAAAGCACACAAGCACCUCAAGCCGGGCGGCUAUGUGGAAUGCCACGAGUUCGACUCCCGACUCAAAUGUGAUGACGGUACGAUGCCUCCUGAGGACCCUGACAAGUUCAGCGACUAUGCCCUCCAAGAUCUCAUGGACCUGCACUACCGCUCUGGCCAGGUCUCGGACCCGCCCCGACAGUUCCGAGUGGCCCAUCGCCUCGCACGCUGGAUGCGAGAAGUCGGAUUCGAAGACGUGCAGGAACAUCGGUCCAUGGUCCCUGUGAAUCCAUGGUCAUCCGAUCCACACCUGAUGAAGAUCGGGGCCUGGAGCGAGACAAACCUGCUGGAAGCGGUCGCGGGAUGGUCUUACAAGCCGCUCACCAUACUGGGGUGGUCGAAGCCCGAGAUCGAGGUAUUCCUGGUCGAUGUUCGGAAAAGCAUCCAGAACCGCAACGUCCACGCCUACUACGAGUUCUAUGCGGUGACAGGCAGAAAACCACUCGCUGGCUGAGUUGGUUCUGGUCUGCCUUCACUGAUCUUAGCGGCAUGACUCCUCACAUAUCCUCGGCUUACUUCUCUUCUUUGUGACAUAUUGUUUUCUUUUUACUCCUUCUUUUUCUUGUAUUAGCUGGCGCUGGCUGACGAGCGUAUGGCAUACGAUACCACUGCGGCAGAGAGUUUGGUGCAUUGGAAG